Messenger RNA from Morone saxatilis (striped sea-bass), 2903 nucleotides. It is a transcript of the gene tepsin, whose product is annotated as TEPSIN adaptor related protein complex 4 accessory protein. The record is from RefSeq and is a predicted model, not a curated record. The coding region runs from base 71 to 1930 and encodes 619 amino acids. Lineage: Eukaryota; Metazoa; Chordata; Actinopteri; Moronidae. Gene Ontology annotation, cellular component: trans-Golgi network membrane. The transcript is spliced from 13 exons.
CCUCAAGCCCCGCCCUCCCCUCGUAGCCCUACGAGGAAGAUGAGUAGCCCGCAGCCAGGAUUGCUAAAUCAUGGCAGCGUUUAUGGAACGGUUGGCCUUUCUUCAGAAAGUCCCAACUCUGAUGAAGGCUACAGCAGAUGAUGAAAACCCCUGUCCUGGCUACCUUUUCCAAGAGAUUGGAAAAAUCUCCCAUGAGUCUUUAGGUUAUGGUCAGUGUUUAUUGGAGUACCUUCUGGAAAGGCUCCAGGUGCAGUCCUGCCACGUCAAACUGAAGGUGCUGAAGAUCUUUGUCCAUCUUUGCGAUCAUGGCUCAAACCAUUUCCUGACAGAACUUAGAAGGAACUCCACCUUCAUCCAGCAAGCAUCAGUUUACAGCGGCCCUCCUGAUCCUAUCCACGGCACAGCAUUGUACCAGAAAGUGAGAAAUGCAGCCCAGGAAGUGGCCAGGUUGCUUUUCACAGAUACAAUUUCCACAAAAAGCGGCAUCUCCCCGCUCAACCUGGCUCCCCCAAAAAUGGGUAUGGGCUCAGCAACUUCCCACAGGUCAGGAAUGCAAGGCUUUGGAUACAGUCCAGGCAAGCAGGGGACAGCAGGCAGUGACUCACUGCUGGAUAAGAUCCAGAAGGCUGCAGAGGUAGUGGCCAGUGCUGUGCUUCCCCCAACUGAGCACCAGGGCAUCCGUCUCCAUGACAACCAUUACCGGGCCGUAGUUGCGCCGUCUGCGCCCAUAGAGGUGGCCGUGCCCGCGUGUGCCUAUAACCUGCCUGCUCGCAAACCAAAAGCGUUGACCCAGCGGUGCCCAGGGCAGGUAGGAGGCGGAUGGGAAGAGACCGACAGCGGCAACAGCUCCUCGCACAACUCUUCUCAGGAUAUUGCCGCUAACAGCAGGGCCUCUGUGGGCAGCAAGUCAGCUGGUACUGGGAGCCAGUCUGGCGCCAGUAGAGAGAGCAGUGGGGACCUAUCAGAACGGGUGGAAGCUUUGCAGUUGGGGGACUGUGGCCAGGAGAUGGCACUCAUCAGCAGACUGACUGAAGGAUCCAGAGUUUUCCUGUCCAGAGAGGAAAGCCAGCACUUCAUCAAAGAGUGCUCCACUCUCAAUUGUGAGGUUGUGCUGGAGUUGCUCUCAUGCAAGCUUCAAGAUCCCUCAAACACUGUUAAGAUGCGAGCACUGUGUGCUGUUUCCUGCCUCCUGACCUCUGACCUCCUCUCUCUGGAACAAAUGUUUGCAGCUACACAACGAAAGCUCCGCCAGUUGAGUGAGGGGGCUCCAGGACCGGUGGCCAACAAAGCCACCAAGAUCCUGCGACAGUUUGAGGCUCUGAUGGGCGGGUCUCCACACGCUCCCAGACAGGAUACAGCGAACAGCAGCCAUCACGCAACAACUAAUCAGCUUCCUACAACUACAUACUCAGACCCUUUACUACCAACCCACUCUGCUGACAACACCAACCUCAACCACUGUCUGCCUGACAUCUCACCCACAGCUGUCACACAACCACCAGAUCACCCAUCUUCCCCUUCCACUCUGGCCUCGGCGCAGAGAGACUCCCCAGGGGAGCUGAUGAAUGACGCUGAUGAGGAGAAACCUUCUCCCGUUCAGCAAGAGUUAGUUCAAAACCAGGUAGAGCCAGUCAGGACUGCUGAGGCUGAAUUGGUGGCUGAAGACUCCGAGCUUAACGCAGACAGGAGCUCUUCUCCUACCGCUGAGCCCCAGAGGGAGCAGCCCUGUCUGAGCAGACUGUCCCUGUUCAGCGGUAUGGAGCUGGUGACCAAGGGGAGGCCCCUGUGUGAGAGAGCGCCAGACAUGACAGAUGACAGCUUAAGGGAGAAUCCAGCUGUGCAUAACAGUAUCAACGUCUGUAAAACCAGUGACAACGCUCUGUCAAUUAGCAGCCAACCGGUAUCAGCCUUCUCAUUUCUCAACUUUUGACCAACUUUUUACAGCUGGUACUGUCGCACCAAAACCAAUGAUGUCAUUGUGUAUAUCCUUUUCAGAAAUCUAUUUAAUUUUAUAAACCGAGAUCAGAUCUGUAAGGUUAUAACUAUAUAUAUAUACACACGGCAUAUUCACGUCAUGUUAGAAUUGGGUUUCCUGUUCUUAUCUGUAUAGUGCCUCCUUAGAAGUUGUAUUUAAGGAGCAGUUUGGGUCAAGAGUAUGGAUGACUGCCCUCAUCCGUCAUGGUUGUCAUACCUGGUCUGUAAACUGAGUUUGUUGGCUGAGGUGUAAUUUCUGAACAGUAUUUCCCAGGAAUGGUUGUAUUGAAUUACAGGUUAUUAUUGCUUUAUCUCAGGAUUCCUUUUAGCUAACUGAAACAACUCUUAGGCCUCUGCAGCACUUCCUAAACCUCUGAGGGGAGAAUCCCUCAAUCUGUAAUUUGCACUACAGUUGCUUUUCUUAUGGACUCCUAAACCUACAAAUGAGUUGUCUUCCAUAUUUUUUGGUACUAAGCAAUUAUGUAAAUGUAAAUGUUAUGAGUGUUAGUUUACAAAUUAUUUAUUAUGUCUAUCCUAAACAUACCUGUGAGUGGCUGUAGAGUGCAUGUCUACGAUUUAAAGAACAGUUUGGAGAACUAAUGGAAAAGUGAAUUAUUGAGAUUUUCUGUGUGCAUAAGUGAAGUGUGGAACUGUCAAAACAUCUACAGUCAGCAUAACGCAAGAUAUCUGAUUUCAGUCGCUCAUGUCACCAAAUAAAGAGAUUACCUUCAUUAUAUCAUUUCAGUUACAUAUUGGUGUUGAGUACUGUGGAACACAGUACAAAGUACAUGCCCAGAUGGUACUUCAACCUGCUGAUGUGUACAAUAAGCACUACUGAUGUAUUUUGUGUCAGUGAACACGAGCUAUGCUGUUGGACAGGCUGAAGAACAAUAAAACAUGCUGUAUUUUUGCUACAGCACUAACCACUA